This is a messenger RNA of Python bivittatus (Burmese python), 3160 nucleotides long. NCBI's taxonomy places the organism in Eukaryota, Metazoa, Chordata, Lepidosauria, Squamata, Pythonidae. The record is from RefSeq and is a predicted model, not a curated record.
UUCAUAUUUGCCAAUCAUAAACCGUAGCAUCAAGAACUGACUUCAGAUGUGCUGAUGCAUUGAUCACUACAGGCCAAACUGCUAUCAUCCCCUGUGAAUUCCAGCAUACCACUUUGCAAUAAAAACAGUUAUUAAAUUCAUCAGCCAGUCAUCCAGUAUAAAAUAAGAGGUGAUAAUAUAUUACGUACUGUACAAUGUGUUAUUAAAAAACUAGCCCUAACCCUAACUUUUCCAGGAGCAAUGAGGUGGGUAUAAAAGGGAAUGUUCAAAACCAUGGAUGGAGAACUUAGAGAGGCCUUUCCUGUCCCUGAUUCUCAGCCUUAUUCCCCCACUUCUCAACUCUUUCUUACAAUCACACAACCAGGGGAGGAGAGGAGGUUUCAAUCUUCCUCCUCUUCCUGCAGCUCUCUGAGUUAUUUUGUGCAGAUAACCUGCAGAAAGGAAGAGGAAGUUCACAUUAACAUUAUAUUCUGCCACCACCAGUCAAACAUUCAUAUUAUAAGUUGCUCUGACCUUUCCAUACAAUUAGAUAACAAGGAGAAACUUUAAAUGGAUUUUCCUGUAUUUGUUCUGCCAUAAAAUCAGCUGCUUUUUUUAAACUCCCUUUAGGAUGCUACAAGUGGAAUAUGAGCAACUGAAGGAACAGCAUAUUCGAAGGGGAAUCAAUGCCCUAAAUUCACCACCGGACUCAGCUGUGUCACCUCAACACACAUCUGAAGAUGCUGAACUCAUUGCAGAGGCCAAACUCUUACGACAACACAAAGGACGUCUGGAAGCUAGAAUGCAAAUCUUGGAAGACCACAACAAGCAACUGGAAUCUCAGCUUCACCGGCUACGACAGCUGCUCGAACAGCCUGAAACAGAUUCCAGAGUUAAUGGAGGUUCUUCUAAUGCUUCACCUCAGCAAUCCACCCUUGGGUAUUCACCUGAUCAGGAUGUUAGUUCACAGUUUAAUCAGACAGGUGUAGAUGACUUGCUAGUCCCACCUCAUCAUACUAGCACAGAUUUAACGGAGGUCAUGGAACAAAUCAAUAGCACAUUUCCAGCUUGCCGCGCAAAUCUUGCUGGCAAAUCACAGGCGAUGUGAGCAUCUUCUUUGGAAGAUCACCUUCUCUUCCCAACAUCAGCUCAACCAGUGCCAAUCGCAAGUUCCAGUAAUCACAUGGCUGCAUGGGACCUUGUAACCUGCUGUUCAGCUCUGUGUGUUCUUAUUUCAAAUAAGGAAACACUUGAACUACCCAAAGAUGAGGAUGUUGUGUUUUAUAUUAUUGUGUGUGUUUUCCCCUUCUUCCCUCUCUAUGCAACUGUAAAUUAACAAACCGUGGAGUAUUUGGAAAUGGUUAUGCAUAUGUAAUUUGAUUUAUAUAAUUAUGCAGCAUCAGGAAAGGGGAUGGUAGGGAUUUAUAUCCAUUCUUUUUUUGAUAUUGCUAAAGUCAAUUGCCUUUAGAGUUUGGAGCAAAGAGUUACAUUUAUACAUUCCUUUGGGCUUUUUGCAUUUACCUUUUCAAGAACCUUCUUUUCUGACACGCUGUUUUUUCUGCAAAGGUUAUUUAUACUUAGCCUAAGAGUCUGAAAACACGGGCAAAAGAUCAACUUCUUAUAAGCUGCACAGUUAGUGUCUGACAAAUACCAUUUCUGGCUAUCUAUUAGGCAUGUGGGACUAUUUCGCCCCAGCUAACUUCAUUCAGCUACAGUAACUAUUGGCACUAAAAUAGCAUUUUUAAUGGAUUUAUUUCCCGCAUGGAAUGUGGACUGAUUUUUCUCCCCGAUUAUGUUCUGGUGUUCAUUGUGAGUUAGGCUGCAUUUUGCCUUUAUACAAUCAGUCUGAAUAUAUGCAGUUUUUAUUUUCUGUGGAGAAGACUUUAUCAUCUUACUGUGCCAAAUUUUAUGUAUAUCAGCCCGUUCAAAGUAUAAAAUCUACUCCUGAAAUUAUUGUAAUUUGGAAACCUAAAUAAACAAAAGAGCUCGGACCACUUCAGUUGCUCUGCCUUUAUGCCAGACAGAUUGGCUGGGUACUCUUAAUCAAUAGCACUGUGUACAUUUUUAAAAUGAUUCCCUUACAGUCAGCGUUUCAAGGUAGCGCCAGCUGGGGAGAAGUUCAGUCACUUUUUAUAAUGAGUAGCUGGGCUUUGUUCCUUCCCCGUUAGGCGUGUGGUUUUGCAUGGCCAUUUGCUCUCAUUAUACAAUACUUGUUCUUUCCAUACGUUGCAUGUGUGCAAUAAUCAUAUUUAAAGGACCGAAAUGGUGUUGGAGAAAUUCCACUGUUGAGUGUAAUUAAUGGGUCUGUCCAAUAUUUUAUGCUGGGUUAUCCCUUACCAGGUGAGUCCUAGCAGAGUUUGCGGUAUCCAACAUGACAUUGCAGCAGGCGCUCGAAUCUCGGGGUGAUGCUGAGAGUGGGGUUUUCUCAUUGCUCAUCUCCAGUAUGGAGGUGGUAAUAGUAGUAACUAUGCUUAGAGGUAUUAUGAGGGUCAAAUUAGGUAAUAUAUGUUGUAUAAUCAAAUGAUUCAAAGUGCUAUCUAAAAGAAAAGUAUUAUUUUUUUCAGCAGUGGGGAGGGGGGUUGCCCAGAAUAGGAAACAGAUUGCAGGUUAAUAUGUGGAUUUUUCAUCUAGAAAGAAAUAUAUUUUGGUAUAGAUAUUUUGAGAAGGAAAAGAAGUUUUGGAGAAAAGGAGAGCCAUGACCACCUUUCUACCUCAAACCAAUUUCCUUUUUUUCUUUUCCUUUCUUUUUUAGUAUUUAGCUUUGGAAACAGUUCAGAGUUCUGAUAUUUGUGAGUAUUUUCAUUUAUCAGAUAGUAUCAAGCCAAAGGGGGGGAAAACCCAACCUAGAGCCUCCUUUAAAAGUACUUUAGCAGAAAAAAAAUCCCAAUAAUGGAUAGGAUGGAUCUUUUGUUUUUAUGGAAAGGAUAUGUAUAAAUUGUUUUUCAGCCUGUGUUUGUAUGCAAAUUCUGUCCUUUACUCUGCUGUCAAGUAAAAAUGACUUACAAUAUUACAUUGUAAUACUCUUCCUCUGAUAACACUGAUAAAUAAAAGGAAUACGUUGUGGUAACAUCUCAGAAAAAAAAAGUAGUUCUUUUCCAUUUUGUGGUUUUAAAUUAUUGCAUUUCCCUUUUCUAAUCUGAUUAUAUAAUAUGAUUUUCACUCUCUGAAUAAAAUUAAUUUU